Molecule: messenger RNA, 1481 nt
Organism: Scleropages formosus (Asian bonytongue)
Lineage: Eukaryota; Metazoa; Chordata; Actinopteri; Osteoglossiformes; Osteoglossidae
Product: Krueppel-like factor 9
Exons: 2
Coding region: 260-970 (236 amino acids)
Biological process (GO): regulation of transcription by RNA polymerase II
Molecular function (GO): DNA-binding transcription factor activity, RNA polymerase II-specific; RNA polymerase II cis-regulatory region sequence-specific DNA binding
Source: RefSeq, a predicted model, not a curated record
UUCUCAGACACAAUGAGCGGCGGACGGACGCGGCAGGGAGCGGAGCGCCGUUAAACUUCCAGUCUUUUUGUUCGCCUCGCGGAGCCCCGUGGACGGAGGAGCCGUUCGGACGCGCGUUCGCCUCACCUUUGCUUCCGCUCGGGCUUAACUCGCUUCGCGAGUUCGAAUCGAAUCCGCUCUCGAGUCGAGUCGAGUCGAGGUGAGCCCACGCCGUCGUCCGACCGACGCUGCCGAGCGAGCGGCCGGCAGCGCGCACACCAUGUCCGCCUUCGCCUAUUCGGAUUACCUGGCGGCCGAGUGCCUCGUCUCCAUCUCCUCGGGCCCCGUCCUCCACCGGCCCACGCCGGUGGCCCCCGACUGCGACGCCGGCUCGAGCGAGGACCGGGAGGUGCGCGACACGCUGGGGCGCGAGGACCCGCGCAUGGCCGCCGUGGCGGGCGCGCUCACGGAGCUACGCGGCCGGUUCCGGCCCAUGUCGGCCUACUCGGAGAGCAGCGAGUCGUCGUCGUGCGGCGAGAGCGGCUACACCACGCUGUCGGACCCCGCCACGCCGACGGCCACCCCCACCGUGACCCCGGCCGCCACGCCGACCCCCCCCGCCGGCGCGCAGGGCCCCCAGGGACCGCCCUCUGCGGCGGGGGGGGCGCGCUCCCCCGUCAAGCGCCACCCGUGCACGUUCGACGGCUGCGACCGGGUCUACGGGAAGUCGUCGCACCUGAAGGCCCACAUCAGGACACACACCGGUGAGCGGCCUUUUCCCUGCACCUGGCCCCGCUGCGGGAAGAAGUUCGCACGCUCGGACGAGCUGGCGCGCCACACCCGCACGCACACGGGCGAGAAGCGCUUCCACUGCCCGCUGUGCGACAAGCGCUUCAUGCGCAGCGACCACCUGAUCAAGCACGCCCGCCGUCAUCCCACCUUCCGCCCCUCCAUGAUCAACCGCAAAAGCUCCGCCCCUGAGGGGGUGUAGCUUUUUGGGGCCCCGUUCCCCCAGACCCUCCUCCUUAAUCCGAUCGGACUCCGUAACCCGAACGUUUGGCCCCCGACACCCCGCCCUCAGGAGCAGCUUCGGGAGCGAUGCGGAAGCCACGUUCUUAGCGAAACUCGACGCGCGCAGCCUCGAACCCUGCCGCGUUGCAGUGAGCGGGCACCUCCGCACCGGACCUACCUGGCGUCACCGUGUUUUACCGGGGAGAACCUUGUAUUUGUGUCUGGCAUCGGGUUUGCGGGGGCCGUGGCCGCGCCCGACGGUCGCGUUGAGAACCACCUGCAGGUGCUGCGCAUUCCGCCGUGUCCAUUUUGUUCUGUUCCUCUUCUUACUGUUGCGACGGUAGAAACAAUGUUAGUGUUGCGCUGAAUCAUUUCUGUUUGUGGCGAGAGACGGCCGGGCUCCGCGUCCGGGUUCGAGGUGGCGUCGCGUGGCGUCUCCCGCUCGGUGCAGCCGCUCCUGCUGUUGGACUAAAACUAGCGAUGAGUUAUGG